Molecule: messenger RNA, 1637 nt
Organism: Entelurus aequoreus (snake pipefish)
Lineage: Eukaryota; Metazoa; Chordata; Actinopteri; Syngnathiformes; Syngnathidae
Gene: faf2
Product: Fas associated factor family member 2
Exons: 11
Coding region: 88-1425 (445 amino acids)
Cellular component (GO): endoplasmic reticulum
Molecular function (GO): ubiquitin binding
Source: RefSeq, a predicted model, not a curated record
AGUGUGGGAAGCCUGUGUUUUCACCUCCAGUGUCGCCAACACACGUUUUGACGUCGCUGCGCCUUGCUAGGCGAUUGGCGAGCUAAGAUGGCGGCGCCAGAGGAGCCAGAAUUAUCUCAGGCGCAGACCGAAAAACUCCUCCAAUUUCAGGACCUCACUGGUUUGGAAUCUAUGGACCAAUGUCGUCGCACAUUAGAACAACAUAACUGGAACAUUGAGGCUGCAGUACAAGACAGACUUAAUGAGCAGGAAGGAGUACCCAGUGUCUUCAACCCUCCACCAUCCAGACCUUUACAGGUCAAUACAGCAGACCACAGAGUAUAUAGUUAUAUUGUCUCCAGGCCGCAACCCAGGGGCUUGCUGGGAUGGAGUUAUUACUUGAUAAUGUUACCUUUCAGAUUUACAUAUUACACACUCCUGGACAUAUUCAGGUUUGCCCUGCGGUUUGUCAGACCAGACCCUCGCGGCCGUGUUACAGACCCUGUAGGAGAUGUUGUGUCCUUCAUUCAUAGUUUUGAGGAGAAGUAUGGCCGCUCACAUCCUGUUUUUUACCAGGGAACGUACAGCCAGGCACUAAACGAUGCCAAAGGGGAGCUCCGUUACCUUUUAGUGUAUCUUCAUGGAGACGAUCAUCAAGACACUGAUGAGUUUUGCCGCUCCACAUUAUGUACAGAAGAAGUGAUAACCUUCCUCAACGCCCGAAUGCUGUUCUGGGCAUGCUCAACGAACAAACCUGAGGGCUACAGAGUGUCUCAAGCUCUGCGGGAGAACACUUACCCAUUCCUGGCCAUGAUCAUGUUGAAGGACCGCAAGAUGACAGUGGUGGGUAGGCUAGAGGGCCUCAUGCAGCCCGAGGACUUCAUCAAUCAGCUCAACUUCAUCAUGGAAGCCAACCAAACAUAUCUGAUGUCUGAAAGAAUGGAACGGGAGGAGAGGAGUCAGACACAAGUGCUAAGACAGCAGCAGGACGAGGCGUACUUGGCCUCCCUGCGGGCCGACCAGGAGAAGGACCGAAAGAAAAGAGAGGAGGAGGAGCAAAGGAGGCAAGAAGAGGAGAAGGUCCUACAGAGUGUCCUUGCUGAGGAGAGGCGACGACGAACUCUUGAAGAGGAGAAGGAGAGGAAGUCAGAAUGUCUCCCACCCGAGCCGCUUGCUGAUGACCCUGAGAGCGUCAAAAUAGUCUUCAAGCUGCCCAAUGACACACGAGUAGAAAGACGAUUCCUCUUUGGCCAAUCUCUUACGGUAAUAUACGACUUCCUGUUCUCGUUGAAAGAAAGCCCAGAGAAGUUUCAGAUAGUCACCAACUUCCCUCGUCGAGUCUUGCCCUGCCUUCCAACUGAGGAUCAGCCCAACCCUCCCACGCUGAAAGAGGCCGGACUCAGCCGCUCCGAGGUCCUUUUUGUUCAGGAUCUUACGGACGAUUAAAAAGACCUCACGCCGCUUCUGUGGGAACACAAUUUUCCAACGCUCCACACGACCCUCCCCUCUUUUUUUGUUGAAUGGCCACUAUGGGGUCCCGGAGGAAGAGAUGGAAUAUGUAAACCUCACUACACCAGUCAUCGUUCACCCCUUCACAGGGUUCCCAAUAGCCUGGAAAGUCUUGAAUUUUAUCAAAAUAAAUAUUAUCUUCAAGUUUU